CUCUGAUUCUCAUAAAGAUGACCAGGCCUGCACUUUCCUUAACUUGCCAGAGUCGGGAAGGAGGAUGUGCGAUAACCUAGAAGAUUCACUGGCAGCCCAGGUCCUCCGCUCUGCAGUUGAGGUUUCAGGUUUCAAUCCUCGCAGGACCACGAGACGUUACUGCGUGCACGGUGCGGCUGCCGCCUCCGCCUCGGCGCCUCAGACAGAGCCCCGCGCGAGAGACGACUUCAGAGGCGCGGCCGCGCGCUCCGCCUGCACACGCCGAGGUUGGGCCCCGCGGCAGAGGCUGCUCCCAGGCUGCGCUAGCUGGGCGCGCUGGGAGGCGGCGAUCACAGCUGGGCCGGGACUUCCUUCCUCCACCGUAGGACAACAAAACAACCCGGCAGCAGGCGCUGAGCUCUUGGCAGCUCGCUGGGCGAGAGGCGCAGCGAUGGGCUCGGUGCUGAGCAGCGAUAGCGGCAAAUCUGCGCCCGCCUCGGGCACCCCGCGGGCCUUGGAGCGCAGGAGGGACCCCGAGCUGCCCGUCACGUCCUUCGACUGCUCCGUGUGCCUCGAGGUGUUGCACCAGCCUGUCCGGACCCGCUGUGGCCACGUGUUCUGCCGUUCCUGUAUUGCUACCAGUCUAAAGAACAAUAAGUGGACCUGUCCUUAUUGCCGGGCAUAUCUUCCUUCCGAAGGAGUUCCAGCAACUGAUGUAGCCAAAAGAAUGAAAUCAGAGUACCAGAAAUGCACCGAGUGUGACACCCCGGUUUGCCUCAGUGAAAUGAGGGCACACAUAAGAACUUGUCAGAAGUACAUAGAUAAGUAUGGACCACUACAAGAACUUGGGGAGACAGCAACAAGGUGUGUAUGUCCAUUUUGUCAGAGGGAAUUGGAUGAAGACAGCUUGCUGGAUCAUUGCAUUACUCAUCACAGAUCAGAAAGGAGACCUGUGUUCUGUCCACUUUGCCGUUUAAUACCUAAUGAGAAUGCAAACAGCUUCAAUGGCAGUUUAAUAAGACAUUUGCAAGUCAAUCACACUUUGUUUUAUGAUGAUUUCAUAGAUUUUAAUAUAAUUGAGGAAGCUCUUAUCCGAAGGGUCUUAGACCGCUCACUUCUGGAGUAUGUGAAUCACUCGAACACCACAUAAUUUUAUUAAAAGGAAAACAAAGGAGAUCAUACAGUUGCACCAUGUGUUAACAUGCUGCUUGAACAAUUGAAGGGAAAUGGUCAAUGUUUGAUGAGCAAAAAUGUACAACACAGUUAAAUGUCCGUGUUUGUUCUUAUAUUGCAUUUUAAAACUGCUUUCAUUUUGAUGGUUUAAAUCUGUUUUACAUUCUUGAGUUUCUUAGACACUUAAUGACAAAAAAUAGUCUCCAUCAGCCAUUAAUAUAUGGAAGAGAACAUAAGGCUGGGUAUGUGAGUGAAGGAUCUUUAUUUGCAAAUUGGAUGACACUGUGUGUAAUGCUACAUAUUAAUAAUUACCAUCAUGGCUGGGCAAGAUAACUAAUCUUUGUUCUAUGUAAGAAGACGGAGAGUGAAACAGAGUGUGGACAUUCAAGGAAAUAUGAAAUCUAUUCCAAUGCUCAUAUUCUAAUCUCUAAUGGAAUAACAUGAAUAAUCUCGUAUGACAGUAGGAAAGGAAAAUUUUGGAAGUCAACAAAUUCCAUUUAACCAAAUUGUGUAACAUAAUACUGUAACAAAAUAAAUUUUGUGUUAGGAAUGUAUACUUAAUUCUUUGACUUUUUAUAACUAUGCACACAUGAGAAUUUAAUAUUAUAUUUUUCAAAUAUUUGUAGCUUAUUAUUUAGAAAUAUUUCUAUAAUAUAGGCAAUUUUUUAAGAACCAUCAGCUGAUAUUUACAGUAGAAAUAUUCACAUCCAUAAUUUUUAGUGGAAAACCCUAAGGGCUUUGAUUUUUUUUUUAUCCUUUAGAAAAAUUAUAAAAUAAAACAUAAAUACUGAAAACCAAAUAGAAAACAUAUAGCUUAUUACAUUAUUAUAGGGAACUACUCUCUUAGAACUCUGCCAGCCACCCUGGAUGUCUUGUGUGUGUCCUGUCACAGUUAACAAUCCUCUUCCCCACCCCACAAAAGUAACCACUAUGUUGAUUUCAAUUGUAGUCACUUCUUUCCUGUCUUUAUCAUCAUCCAAGUGUGUAUCUCUACACACUAUAUUUUAAUCUUAUCCAUUUAAAAUUGUUUUGUUAGUUAUCUCUUUUACAUCUCUUUUUAAUCUACAGCUUCCCCUUUCUUUCAUUUCCUUAAAAUUUACCAGUUGAAGAACCUGGUCUUAUGACCUAUAAAGUUUCCCACAAUCUGUGUUUUGCUGAUUGGGUACUCAUGGUGCAAUCCAGCCUGUUCCUCUCUCCUCUGGAUGUUGACACAUGGAUCCAGAGGUCUGAGCAGACUCGGGUUCAGUCCUUUUGGCAAGACUACAUGUCAUGGUGUGCUCUUUCAUCUGAAGGCACUUAUGUCUGGUUCUCUCUUUUUGUGAUGUCAGCUGAAAUUGAUACUCAGUGCCUAGAUCCAUUGUGAGUUGGAGAAUAUUCUAUCAUUUCUUUUUCAUUUAUUAGUUGGAAUAUUUUUAUAAAGAGAUGUUUCCCUACAUCUACUAUUUGGUUAACCAGUGGUAAAUUACAUAUAGAAAAGGGAAAGUAAAUAUUUGAAUUUUCCCUUUACCUAUUUUCAAGGUAAUAGACUUGUUUCCUAUCAUCUUCCAGAGAUCACUUUUUUUUAAAGUAUUAUAAACUCAUGGAUUCAAGCAUAUUUGAUAGGCUUCAAUCCAUUUCAAAUUUUACCUUAUUAAAGCUCAAAUUGUCCCAUCUUUGGCCAUUGGGAGCCUCAUCAAGUUGGUUCGAGUCCUUUUGACAUUAUUCUAGCAGUCUUUAACAGCCUCCUUGCUGUCUCCUAUGAUAGAUAUUCCAGGCUCAACUUGUAUGUUUCCUGCCCCCAGACCUGGAAUCAGCCGUUUCUCUGAGAAGCCUGGUUACUUACAGUGAGAAAUGGCAUUUCAAAACCAUAAUUGGGGUUCUAAGGAUGCUCAUUGCUAUUAGAUUGGUCAUUGUUUCUCGGAGAGAGCUAGGAAAUAUCUAUUUUUUUUAAGGGUAAAACAUUUUAUGAGUUUAUUUUGAUACUUCCAAAUCAAAUUGAGUACUACAGGUUUUUACCUAAUCCUUUCCAUUACAACUGUAUCUCCAUUUUUUCUAUGUUGAUAAUCCUGGUUUUCAAGGACACAGGGCAUGAUAAAAUUAGAAUAUCCCACAAUUAUUCAUUUCCUUUAUCUACCUUAUAUAUACAAUAGUCUUAGAAUAACAAUACUAACACAACUACCACCAGUAUGAUAACCAAAACUGUUAAAAAUGUUUCCAUAUGCUCUCCCCAUUCUCCCUCUAUUUUUUAAAGUCAUACUACAUCAACAUUUUCAGAACAUACUGGUAUAGCAUGCUAUACUCUCUCCCUUCUAGCUCCCAUUUAAUCUUAGUUCUUCAAGUAACUGUAUAUUCAGUGCUUGCCACCAGCCUUUAUUUGAUGGCCAUGACUUUUUUUCAUAUCUUGCUUUUUAAUGAUGAAUCCAGGACAUAGAAUAAUGUUUCCAUCUUGAAAGUAAGCACAGAAGCUAUAAAGAUUAGUGAUAUCAACUCCUGAGGAUAGAAGGUUAUUUGGCUAUAGUUAGCUUUGUAAUUGUAAUCAUUUAUAAACUUCUUUGUUCCUUACACGUAAAUGUAGUCAUAAUCAUGGUGCCCAAAAUUUUAUGUAAUAAAUUAUCCAUUACUUCUUUAAA
Diceros bicornis minor is the source of this 3761-nucleotide messenger RNA. RefSeq names its product ring finger protein 125 (gene RNF125). Lineage: Eukaryota; Metazoa; Chordata; Mammalia; Perissodactyla; Rhinocerotidae. Gene Ontology annotation, molecular function: ubiquitin protein ligase activity. Gene Ontology annotation, biological process: ubiquitin-dependent protein catabolic process; protein polyubiquitination. Bases 65 to 1129 code for a protein of 354 amino acids. The transcript has 6 exons. The record is from RefSeq and is a predicted model, not a curated record.